Molecule: messenger RNA, 336 nt
Organism: Diaporthe amygdali
Lineage: Eukaryota; Fungi; Ascomycota; Sordariomycetes; Diaporthales; Diaporthaceae
Exons: 1
Coding region: 1-336 (111 amino acids)
Source: RefSeq, a predicted model, not a curated record
AUGUCUCACUCCUCAGGAGGCUACUUCACUUGCACCUACGAGUACCACGCGCCGUACACCGAUACGAAGGGUGUCUCUCAUGUCGACAAAUCGCACAAGUCCCGAUUGUAUUCUAGCACAAAGAAAAACACCCAUGAGGGCCUGCGGCGAUGGUAUGACGACACAUUCAGGCCCGCCGCGAAGCGACACGUUGAGGAGGUGUUCCUGAAUAAGAUCAACAACGGCAACACAAAGGGUCUCACAUACGCCCCGUUUGACGAGAACAAUCUAUGCAUGGUGGGAAAGCCUGAGUGGAGUGAGAACGAGCCGAAUGGGAGGGAGAUCUCAAUUCGUUGA